ACAUACAGACAUUAUCUUCUCACAAACACACUCUGUUCUCACACACUGUCAGACACUCUCACGGUUGUAUUCAUUACUGUCUGUUGCUCUUUCAAAACACAGGAACAGGGACAGGAGCAGAAUGACUGGGCUUUAGCCUGGUGGAGGGGAGUAACUGGGGGUAAACUGAGGACACACUGGGACUACUGUACCACUUCCACCCUCAUGACAAAUGAAGUGACAGGAGAGAACAGACAGCAGGACAGAGGUUGGUUCCAUUUCACCCUGCCGUCUGUACCCGCAGCCUGGAGCUGAGGCUAGUAGGUCACUGACAUGAGAAGACAGAGAGCAGUAACUGUCUCAUUCAGACAGAUACUGCUGCUGUAGGUAUAUCUAUAAGACAUGGGUAACAGGCUAUCCCAUGAAGACAUCUCCCCUGCUGAGCUGGAUGCACUAUGGAGAGAACCACCGUACACGCUAGCGGGAACCAAUGAACACUUCCCAGGAAAUGAUGUUGUGAAUCCAGGGGUGGAAGGGCCGGGGGUGGAGUCUGGGGGCGGGGAGGCGGAGCCGGACACUUACUGGAAGAGGAAGGAGGAGUUCACCAGAGGAAGCACCGUAUCACUGGCCGUGGGUGAGAGGUUCUCCUCAGACGUGGUGCUGGUGUUCAGCGGUCGGCGGCGCUCGGGUGUAAUACCUGACUCUGAACUACAGGAGGCGCUCCGUACCAGACUCAGGGUCGUCGAGAGCAACAGUCAGGAUGUUAUCCAGCUCUUCAAGGACCUGUCUGCCCGUCUGCUGUCUGUCCACGCUGAGAAGGACAGCUUUGUCAUCACCUUCAAGACUGUGGAGGAGAUGUGGAAGUUCUCUACCUACCUGGCUCUAGGCUAUGUGGCGCGGUGCCUGGAGAAUUUCCUGUGUGACCAGUCAUUCUGGCUGGACACUGAGCUGCUGAGGGACCUGGAGAUCACUGUGACUGUAGACGAGGAACACCUGGCAACACUCUACCUGGGACUGCUGCUGCAGGAGGGGUCGUUCUUUGCCAAGGCGCUGGUGAGCAGUGGCGAGCACAGUGAUGAGGAGGAGGAGCUGUGUUUCAGACGUAAUGACUUGCUGAUGGUUAGAGACACGGGGCAGGACAGUCACUGGGAGGGCACCCUUCUCUCCACCGGACAACACGGACUAGUGCCUGUCAACAACAUGCAACCGCUGCCAUACCCCUUCUACCAGUGGUUCCUGAGGAAGUACCCUGGCUGCGCCGGAUGCUCCCCUUCAGAGAGAGGACAGUUUGACCACCCUAUAGUAACUGGUUCCUGUGAGGCUGUAGUGGACCAUAACCCAGUAGGAUCUGAUGAGCUCCAGCUGAGUCGAGGUGACCUGAUUGAGAUACAGGGAAUGCUACUCCGAGGUCUGGACCUGUUCAUAGGAACACACUGCUCUACAGGAAACACCGGCUUCGUACACAAGGCUCACGUGAAGCCACUCAACGCCAAACCACUAGAUGGACAACUUGUGUUUCUGAAUGAGGAGGAACGUGCGUCUCUGUCCCAGGUUAACCCCUGUAGUACUGAGCCCAGAGACAGUGACCUCCUAGAGAGACUCUUCUCCUCUGACAUCAGUACUGUCUACAAACUAGACAGACUGGAUCAGUCUGAUUUUACGUACAUCAGAAACCAACCUGAACAAGAGCAUAAGCCCCCCACCAGUAGCCGGCAGUCCAUCAUCUCAGAGAAGAGUGACGCUACACUCCCAUACCACUUCUCCUACUCACCCCAGAAUGCUGUAGGGCGUGGCGGUGACGGGGAGUUGCUGUCCUUCAGUCUGGACGACACCUUCAGAGAGAUGAACGAGUUCCAGGAUGACCCACCCCUUUUCCUGGAGGAGGGGGAGGAGUCGGAGGUCUGUGACCCCACCUUGACCCUGCUCAACGUGCAUCACUUUCAGGAGGACUUCCUGCCCCUGUAUGACCUCCACCACUCAUUCCUGUGGCUGACGUUCUCAGGGCAGAGUGAGGAGGAGUUACUGGGCCACCUGGAGAUUGUCAGGGAGGGGGCCAAGAGAAUGGGCAUGGCCUGGGCACACCGACGGGCAUGCUUCCUACUGGGGAGGCUCUGCGCCAAGAAGCUCAAGUACUCCCAGGCCCGUGUGUAUUACGAGGAAGCCCUUGGAGUCUCUGUCGACGGUUUCUCUGACCUCCCUCUCCUCAUCGCCCUCUACACCAACCUCACAGCCAUCUACCUCAAACAGAAGAUGGCCGACAAGCUGCCCCCGGCCCUGGAGAAGGCCAGUGCUCUGCUCCUCUGUCUCCCCAGCCACACCUUCACUUCCCUGGAUGAGUUUGAGCUGCUGAAGCUGGUGCUGCGGAGGUCUGUGGUGGAAGGGGACAAACACCUGGAGGCACGGGCCUGCUAUCUCACCGCCAGCCUCUUCCUGCUCCUUAGAAAGAUAGAUGAUGCCCUGCCCUUCGCAGAGCGUCUCCAGUUCCUCACCGUUACCCUGUCUGCUGAGGAGGGGCGCCCCAUCGCCCCCCUGGACCUCAACUGGCUCCUGUCCCGGCUCUACCACUGUAAAUACAUGCCCUACCUGGCCCUGGCAUCCCUCAGCCUGGACACUGGACAGGAUCACUCACUACAGGACGCCUUCCACAGGAUAGAACUGUUCAGCAGGAACUCGGUACGUCUGAACCCGCGAUGGAAAGAGGGGACGUCUCUUCUCCCAGCCCAGAUCGUGGUGUACCUGCAGCAGGCUCUGGCAAUUGCGGAGCGGGGUGACGACCUUAAGACCCAGAGAGACCUAUGUCUGGGCCUGGCCUGUGUUUACCAGCAACACGGGGCCCUGGAGAAGGCCCUGCGCUGUGCCCAGCAGGCUGUACAGACCGGGGGAGGUAUCAACGAGGAGGAGGGGUUUGAGGCGUCAGUACUGCUGGGAUGGCUGUUAGUCCUGACGGGACAGCCUGAGAGGGCACAGAACACCUUGCAGCCACUAUUACAGUCUCUACAGGGAACCGACAGCCCGACCCAGAGGGGAGUGAUCCACAACCUGCUGGCUCUGUGUCUGCGGCAGCAGGGUGGCAUCCCCGAAGCCGGCAGCCACCUCCACCAUGCCCUCACCAUCUCCAGGGAGAGUGGCAACCAGAGGAACCAGGCCCUGGCCCUCGCCAACCUGGGCUGCCUGGCACUGGGCGUGGGGGCACCCACACUAGCAGAACGAUUCCUAUUCAGGUCUCUGUGGUUGUUCCUGGAGAUCUGGGAGAGUCCCGUUGAAGAGGAACACGUCCAGACCUACCUAUGGUUGGGGCGGAGCUACAAGGACAGGGGGAGGAGCCAGGAUGCCAGGCUGUGUUAUGAGAUGGGCCUCCUCAUCUCCCUCCAGGCCAGGAAUCUACCCAGUCAGAUGGUGGUGGCUAAAGUCCUGAGUCGUCACUAUGCUGACGUGCUGCUGUAUGGACAGAGUAUCCUCUACUAUGAGCACUGUGUGUCUGUGUCCAGGGACCUGAAGGACAAGAGACUAGAGGGAGAAUAUCUAGAGAUCCUCAGUAGCCUCUACCUGUCCCUCAAUACUGAGAAAUCAUCAAGGAAGUCUCUGGACUACAGUAAGCAGAGUCUGCGUAUCUCCAUCGACCUGGGGAAGAGAGAGGAAGAGUCAAAGACCUGGCUUCAGGUGGGACGCAUCUACUACCUCAUCCAUGAAGACGAACUGGCUGACAUGUACCUACAGGCGGCAGUGAAGACAGCCCUGAGGAUGAACGACCCACGCUUUGCCAUGAGUAUCUACGAGGAGGCAGGAGACGUCUUCUUCAAAGGCAACAGGAACAGACUGGCGUCACUGCCCUUCUACAGGGACGGCAGUCUCCCUUUUGCUCGGAGUAUCCGUGACGUCGACUCAGAGUUCAGACUGCUGAGUAAACUGACUGAACUGCUGAUGACCCAGGAAGAACACGAAGAGGCUCUACAGUACGCCAUUCUGGCUGUACAGAUCAGCACCAAAACAGGUGUGUGUGUGAACGAGCGCGCAGCGUACCACCGUCUGGCUACAGUGUACUACAGUCUGGAGCAGUAUGAGAUGACAGAGAACUACUACCUCAAGUCUCUGUCUCUCAGCCCUGCUGUACUGCAGCACCCCCUGGAGGCUAGAUACUACACCAAGCUCUACUGCAGGCUGGGGGACCUGACCCUGCACAAACUAAAGGAUGCCUAUGACUCGAUGGGCUACUUUCAGCUUGCUCAGGCUGCUGCCCUGGAGGACCGUGCCAACCCACAGGCACUGUAUGUGGUCUACAUGAAGCUGGCAGAGAUCCAUGCCAACCACAUGCCAGACCCACUGCUCUGCCAGGCUUACAGGGACAGGGCACAGAGCCUGAGGAGGGAACUCUGUGGGCUGGGAGAGACGGAUGGGAGGGGAGGAAUGACAGAGGGGAGGGGACGAGAGACCCUACAGACAGCAGUGCCACAGACACAGAUCCUCUCCAAGACAGACACAGAGGUAACCCAUGGAGACAGCCCUACAGAAAGCAGUGCCACAGACACAGAGGUAACCCAUGGAGACAGCCCUAUAGACACAGAGCUACUGGUCAGGCCCCAGAACGACAUCCACUACUGGCUACUGGUCAGGACCCAGUACUACAUCCACUACUGUCUACUGGUCAGGACCCAGAACUACAACCGCUACUGUCUACUGGUCAGCACCCAGUACUACAUCCACUACUGUCUACUGGUCAGGACCCAGAACUACAUCCACUACUGUCUACUGGUCAGGCCCCAGCCCCAGAACUACAUCCACUACUGCCUACUGGUCAGGCCCAAGAACUACAUCCACUACUGUCUACUGGUCAGGACCCAGAACUACAUCCACUACUGUCUACUGCUACUGGUCAGGCCCCAGAACGACAUCCACUACUGGCUACUGGUCAGGACCCAGUACUACAUCCACUACUGUCUACUGGUCAGGAUCCAGAACUACAACCGCUACUGUCUACUGGUCAGCACCCAGUACUACAUCCACUACUGUCUACUGGUCAGGACCCAGAAUGCCAUCCACUACUGUCUACUGAACUACAACCACUACUGUCUACUGGUCAGGACCCAGAAUUACAUCCUCUACUGUCUACUGGUCAGGCCCCAGAACUACAUCCACUACUGUCUACUGGUCAGGACCCAGAACCACAUCCACUACUGUCUACUGGUCAGGCCAAAGAACUACAUCCACUACUGUCUACUGGUCAGGACCCAGAACUACAACCACUACUGUCUACAGGUCAGGUCCCAGAACUACAUCCACUACUGGCCCCAGAACUACAUCCACUACUGUCUACUGGUCAGGACCCAGAACUACAUCCACUACUGGCUACUGGUCAGGACCCAGAACUACAUCCACUACUGUCUACUGGUCAGGACCCAGAACUACAUCCACUACUGUCUACUGGUCAGGACCCAGAACUACAUCCACUACUGGCUACUGGUCAGGACCCAGAACUACAUCCACUACUGUCUACUGGUCAGGACCCAGAACUACAUCCACUACUGUCUACUGGUCAGGACCCAGAACUACAUCCACUACUGUCUACUGGUCAGGACCCAGAACUACAUCCACUACUGGCUACUGAACUACAACCACUACUGUCUACUGGUCAGGACCCAGAAUUACAUCCUCUACUGUCUACUGGUCAGGCCCCAGAACUACAUCCACUACUGUCUACUGGUCAGGACCCAGAACCACAUCCACUACUGUCUACUGGUCAGGCCAAAGAACUACAUCCACUACUGUCUACUGGUCAGGACCCAGAACUACAACCACUACUGUCUACAGGUCAGGUCCCAGAACUACAUCCACUACUGGCCCCAGAACUACAUCCACUACUGUCUACUGGUCAGGACCCAGAACUACAUCCACUACUGGCUACUGGUCAGGACCCAGAACUACAUCCACUACUGUCUACUGGUCAGGACCCAGAACUACAUCCACUACUGUCUACUGGUCAGGACCCAGAACUACAUCCACUACUGUCUACUGGUCAGGACCCAGAACUACAUCCACUACUGGCUACUGGUCAGGCCCCAGAACUACAUCCACUACUGGCUACUGAUCAGGUCCCAGAACUACAACCACUACUGGCUACUGGUCAGGACCCAGAACUACAUCCACUACUGGCUACUGUUCAGGACCCAGAACUACAUCCACUACUGGCUACUGGUCAGGACCCAGAACUACAUCCACUACUGGCUACUGGUCAGGACCCAGAACUACAACCUCCACUGGCUACUUUGUCUCCUCACCCUGUAA
Messenger RNA from Oncorhynchus tshawytscha (Chinook salmon), 6258 nucleotides. Its product is annotated as SH3 domain and tetratricopeptide repeat-containing protein 2-like. Lineage: Eukaryota; Metazoa; Chordata; Actinopteri; Salmoniformes; Salmonidae. Gene Ontology annotation, molecular function: protein binding. Gene Ontology annotation, cellular component: recycling endosome. Gene Ontology annotation, biological process: regulation of intracellular protein transport; regulation of ERBB signaling pathway. The record is from RefSeq and is a predicted model, not a curated record. The transcript has 33 exons. Bases 382 to 6258 code for a protein of 1958 amino acids.